Cantharellus anzutake is the source of this 1875-nucleotide messenger RNA. RefSeq names its product major facilitator superfamily domain-containing protein. The transcript is spliced from 21 exons. Bases 70 to 1626 code for a protein of 518 amino acids. The record is from RefSeq and is a predicted model, not a curated record. Gene Ontology annotation, molecular function: basic amino acid transmembrane transporter activity. NCBI's taxonomy places the organism in Eukaryota, Fungi, Basidiomycota, Agaricomycetes, Cantharellales, Hydnaceae. Gene Ontology annotation, cellular component: fungal-type vacuole membrane. Gene Ontology annotation, biological process: basic amino acid transport; transmembrane transport.
CACAUCACAACGCUUAAGUAGAACUUGCUUUCGCACUUGCAUCCAAACGUAUUUCCAGACUCAAAACUGAUGGCAGGUCCCAGCGCUGCGUGUUCUCGGGAAACUCUCCUCCCCCCUGAACAAGAUGGAGUACCAAAGGAAGAUUGCGAUCCUGAGCGCUUAGAGUAUGAAAUGGGACCGUUGGAACUAAGCAGGAGGGCUCGAUGGACCAUACUGGCAGGAGUGUGGCUGGCCAAAUUCCUUGUGCUACCUUUUGGCGACUGUUCCUUUAAUCCGCUCUAUGGGAGACUAUGUGAUGCGAUGGGACGAAGAGGUGCAAAUCAAACUGCUCUCGUCCUUCACGUCCUAGGUCUGUUGGGCUGCGGUCUCUCGAGGAACAUGGAGACGUUGAUUGCGGCUCGUUUCCUGGCUGGCAUCGGUGGAGGAGGUCUCGUUACUACUACCCAGGUCAUCAUUUCGGACAUGUAUAGCGUUCGGGAGCGGUUGGGUUGUUUCGAAACAUUGACUGAUUCAACAACGUGGUUAGAUGUGUUAGGCACAGGCCUGGGCGGCGCUUUGGGAGGUUUGAUAAACGAUUGGCUUGGCUGGAGAUGGGCGUUCCUCAUCCAGCUUCCUCUUUUCAGAAGAAAUGCAUGGGAGGCUCUGAAAUGCGUAGAUUAUGCUGGAUGCUUGUGUGUCCUAGGCGGAGUUGGAUCGUUUUUGGUUUUCCUUUCUCUACAUUUUAAUAGUGACAUUCCUUUGUCUGAUCCAUUGGUCAUUGUAUCAAUCGGACUCGCCAUCGCUUUCGCCAUCUUAUUCAUCGUCGUCGAAUUCUACGUAGUCGAAGAACCCAUCCUCCCUUCGUGGCUACUCAAGAAGCGCAUUCCCUUACUUGUCGGCAUCUCCAACAUCCUCGUUCCACAGUGCAACUUUGCUGUGAUGUACUUUUAUCCAUUAUGGUUCCAGAGUGUGCAGUUAUCCUCGACUUCGGAGGCUGGUGCUCACCUCUUUCCGAAAGCCGUGGCUGGAACUCUUGGAUCACUCUUUGCAGGGUGGAUGAUCAAGAAAACUGGAAAGUACAAAAUCUUGAUUAUCAUCUUUGGAAUUUUUCCCACCAUCGCUGCUUUCCUCAUCGCCAACCUUCAAAUGGACUCUGGAGCUUGGGCCCAAUGGUUUAACAUCGCACCUCUUGGGUUUGGAAAUGCAGCCGUACUGCAAGCAACGACAGUCGCUCUCCUAGCUUCCGUCGAAGUUCAACAUAUAGCCGUCAUGACAGGCUACACUCAGCUGUUCCGGGGUAUUGGGCAAGCAUCUUCUGUUGCGAUAUCCUCCGCCAUGUUUCAAACGCGACUCCUUUCCGAGCUUCGAUCGCGAAUUCAUGGACCUGAUGCGGAGAAUGUAAGCCAUGAAAUUCGUCAUUCCGCCAAAGUUGUCGCCUCUCUUCCUUCGGACUUACAGCUGUCCGCUCGAGAGUCAUAUGCGAUCAGCUUGAGAACAGUUUUCUUUUAUGCAGCCGUUUGCAUGUUCAUCUCUUUCGUUGUCCGGCUUGGGAUACCGGAGAUCUCGCUGGAUCGCAGAUCGAAACCAACGCCUCAUCCCAAGUCCUCGCGUCAGAGAAGUAGACGGAAUCCUGGGGUUUGCAUUUAGAGCUUAAACUCAGCCUUGUUCAUGAAUAAACCACGGGGAUGAGACUUUGAAAGUUCACCCAUUCACGGACACCGAUAAACUACAGGUGCAUAUCUUCUGUCCUUACUGUUCAAAACUACAACAAAGAUACAAAUAAUGUCAUGUUAUCGACAGCGCUUAUUCGCAUCUUAUUCCUUAUAUCACUUAUACCCCUGAACAUAUGGUUACAAUAUUGUUAUUGGUGAUCUUUCCAGUGUCCCGCUACGUGAU